AUGUUCGCGCUCCAGGGGAAGUUGCUCCCGGCCUUCGGCCUCUUUGUCGGUCUCUUUAUAACCGUGUCAGCCGCCCAGGCACAGAAUAAGUCAAGGGAAUCGGAGUCCUGGAAGCCCAUGCAGCCGCAGAAACGUCAGGCCAUCGUGAAGUUGGACCCCCUCGGCUCUGCAGCAGCCAAGAGCUACGAUCCUCCGCCGGAGUUUUACCGGGGACCGGGCUCAACGACCUCCAAGCUGGACAGCACAGCAGCUGGCUUUAUAUCCAAGCCGAUUAGCUCGCUGCCUCCAGCUGGAGUGGGAGGAGGAGGACAUGGUGGUUCCCACAUUAGCAGCCUACAUGAGAAUCUCAGCGAGGCCUACGAGAAGUGGAAGCUGGGUGGAAAUAUUCAAGACCGGAUUAGCGUGGGUCACUAUGACGGCAGUGGAAGUGCUGGAAAAAGCUAUGCCUAUGAUAGUCAUCCAUAUCAGUACGACUACGGACCCUCUAAUGGACACGGCUACGAACCAGGCCCAGCUCCUGGACACGGCUACUCCUCCAGCGGAGAGGCGGGAGUGCCGUACCAUGUUUACAGACCCCGACCGGAGACGGGUCACUACCCUGGGCCACCUGUGGACUACUCCUACAGCUCGUAUCCCAUCGAUUCCCACGAGAUCGUCUCGCACAAAGGCUCGCCGGAACUUUCGCCCAAAGCCCUGCUGGCCAAGAGCUUCCUUAUUCCGCUGGCCAGUGCCACCGUCCUGGGCAUCGCCGCCGCCCUGAUCAGUAAUCCGCUCCUGCUGCAACUGGCUCCCGUUCCCGGCAUUGGAGUAGGCGUGGGAGUCGGACCUUCAGUCGUCGGCAAGCGGAGAAGGAGAAGACAAGCUGUGAAGAGGGUUCCAAGGUCAGGGAGUUACUCGUUCUGAUCUCUAAGCUUGAGUACUUUUCAUCCUAAACGUUUAUAAAUCAGGAAAUAUUAUAAAAUAAAGUUAUUAUAAUAAAGUUAAAAA
Molecule: messenger RNA, 987 nt
Organism: Drosophila biarmipes
Lineage: Eukaryota; Metazoa; Arthropoda; Insecta; Diptera; Drosophilidae
Exons: 2
Coding region: 1-903 (300 amino acids)
Source: RefSeq, a predicted model, not a curated record